ACACACACACACACACACACACACAUGCAUGGAGAGCUACGUGGUGAGGAGAAGUGCUCCUAGAGUGUGAGCAGUGAAGGGGCAGGCUGAGGGAACGCGAUCAGUCCUUUCCGUCCUGUGGUGCAUACAACGUUUCUCCUCAGGACACUUAACUCCUUGUGUGUGAUUUUAAAAAAAAAACACCAUUUUUAUAACCCCACCAAAAGGAACAGAAUCAAGACAAAAAUGGCAGAUUUCUAUGACGAUGAGGACGCCAGCUUAAAUGACAGUUAUGAUUACAGUCACGAACACAGUGUUUGUGACAAGGAAGCGGUGCGCUCGUUUGGCAGCGUCUUCCUCCCGAUCAUCUAUGCCUUGGCUCUGGUGGUGGGCCUGGCUGGGAACGCCCUGGUCGUGGUGGUCUAUACAUCAAGGCUGCGACUACGAACCCUGACAGAUGUGUGCAUCCUGAACCUCGCCAUUUCGGACCUGCUGCUCCUCUUCACGCUGCCUUUUUGGGCAGCCGAUGCCGUUCAUGGUUGGAAGUUGGGUUCGAUAGCCUGCAAGCUCACCUCCUUCCUCUACAGUACCAACUUCAGCUGUGGCAUGCUGCUGCUGGCGUGUAUCAGUGUGGAUCGCUACCGCGCUGUAGCCCACAACCCUGUAGGCAGGACUGGAACAGGUCCCCGGGGAAGGAUACAGUGGAUCCUGGUGUGUGGGCUGUUGUGGGCUGUAGCCGGCUUUCUGGGCAUUCCCGAACUUUAUUUUAGCACAGUGAAGCACUCCCAUCACAGGAUGGCCUGUACAGCCAUCUACCCGUUCAGCAUGGCCCGACCUGCAAAGGCUGCCCUGGAGCUGAUGGAGGUGACCCUUAGGUUCUUGCUCCCUUUCUUGGUCAUGACGGUGUGCUACUGCUUGGUAGGGAGGACACUGAGCCGGGCAGCUGGGCUGCAGAGAGAUCGAAAGUGGCGAGCCCUGCGUGUCCUGCUGGCUGUGGUGGCUGUAUUCCUAAUCACCCAGCUGCCCUACAACGUGGUCAAGCUGAUCCGAGCGAUGGACAUCAUCUACAUCCUCGUGACCGACUGUGAGGUCAGCAAGAGUCUGGAUCGAGCUGUCCAAGUGACAGAGAGCCUGGCGCUGGUCCACGCCUGCAUUAACCCGCUCCUCUAUGCCUUCAUCGGAUCGUCCUUCAGGGGACACGUCCUCAAGGCUGCCAAGCACCUUGGACAGACACUCGGGAGACACCCGAGACACGUCAACGAGGAGCCGGCGGUGGAGAUUGCACUCAAGACACGCACUCAAACGCAGUCACAGUCUGAUUCAGAAGACCAAGCCACCAGCACCUUUACUAUUUAAGACUCAAAUCAUAUAUCCAUUUUUCUGUAAGCACCUAUGUAUAUAUAUAUAUAUAUAUAUUUUUUUUUCAUGUUUAGUAUAAUAAGAGAUAGACAUCAAUAACCAUAAUAUUCUUACAGUAAUAAACAAAUAUCCUCAGUUUAUAAGCACUAAUGAAUUUUGUAUAAGUUAUGUAUUUUGUUAAAUAAAAUAAAGAUUUUCAGUUACACGCAUGGACUGAAAUCUGUUGCAAUUAAAUGCAGCUGAAACUCAAGAUGCUCCGAGUCCUUCUCUGGUUCCUCACGACAAAUCAAAUUCAACCUUAUAGUCUGCGCUGCCUCACAUGAGAUCAUCUGCAUCUUGUUGUAUUACAUCCCGUGGCUUUGGGUUGGGACGAGGAUGGCUUGAUUGCACAGUGGGUGACCCAUUGAGUGAAAACACAUUUGGCAAACAAGGAGAACAGCAAACAGCAGGAGCCCAGCAUGUCAUCAAUCUGAACACAAAGCAGCUUUGUUGUGUUUAUCCGCUCAUCUUUAUUCUAUUUAAUAUGAGCUUGAAGGAUCAAAUAGUUUGCUAUCCAUCGCUGUAUGUAAUGACUUCACUUAGUGGUAUUUAAAUGCUCUACUUGACUGCCAAAAAUAAUUCCCCUUUGUAAUUACUCAAUCAUAUAACAUUAUGCUCAAGCUAACCCCAAUGCAUUCAGUGCAUGUCUAAUAUAGGGUGAGAUCAGGGUACGGCCACAGUCCAAGGUUUAACAGUGAUUUACUCAAGCCUGUUUACUGUAGUGAAGACAUAGAGGGGCCAGCUUAAUAUGGCAAAACCUCCAGACUAGAUUCACAACAGAUAGAGCAUUUAGAUCUUCAGAGUUAAAAGUGUUCAUUGUUUACUAUUCUUUCCAUCUGCAGCACCUAUUAGCCAUCCUCUUUCCACUGUAAUGGCAUACCGCUUGGAUGUGUGGGAGCUGAACUUUAACAAACUAGUGUGUUUGUUUGGAGACAAUUCAAACUGUGGCUCAAAAUGUGUCAGGGUCCCCAGGCAAUACAAGUAUUGAGUUGUACGUCACAUGACUAAAUAGGUAAACAAAGAACAAAGCCAUCCUAAAAACUCUGCAUUUCAUUUGAAUUAAUUAUAGUCUGACCCAGAUGUACAUCUCCAAAUGAUUAACUAUAACACCAAUUCAUAUGAUAGUUUAACGUAAUCUUAACUUUGCCUGAAGGAAACCAAAAUUGUAAUUCCUUGUAUGACGAUUCUAUUCCACUAGCAACUACUAAAACACAUGUUAAACACGUGCACAGCGUCCGUGUGUGUGUGUGUGUGUAAGUGUGUAUGCAAAUAAAUGCCUAUUGCUUGAAGAUAAAAGACUGCAGGUCUGGGAAUCAUUUUUAGGACAUUAUCAUGUGCAUGGGAUAGACUUGUAUAUGUUCCACACCACAGAGCUGCCAUAGCAACAUCUACACUAUAAACCCUCCCAUCUAGCUACUCACAGCUCGCCACAAACAUCUUUAGAGAAGUGCAUUUGGAUUACGGGUUAGGGGCCAUUAGUUUUAACUUACAGUGGAGGUACAAAAAACUACUAAAACCGAAUAUAGGAACUGCUGUGUAAUUAUCAUAAUGAAAUACUGCAUACAAACUAAAAGGUGAGAAGUCUUAACUUUCUGUUUCUCUAUGGGAAAAGAUAGUGUACAAAUAUAAACAAAUGCACAGAUCCUCCUUUAGGAAACAUGUUGUGAAGGCUGCCAAGGGCCAUGGACAUCGUAUAAGGAAACACCCAUCAUGACAGCGAGGAGGAGGCGGUGAACACAUUUGAUACU
Anarrhichthys ocellatus (wolf-eel) is the source of this 3125-nucleotide messenger RNA. It is a transcript of the gene ackr4b, whose product is annotated as atypical chemokine receptor 4b. Gene Ontology annotation, biological process: G protein-coupled receptor signaling pathway; positive regulation of cytosolic calcium ion concentration; cell chemotaxis. The record is from RefSeq and is a predicted model, not a curated record. The transcript is spliced from 2 exons. Gene Ontology annotation, molecular function: scavenger receptor activity; C-C chemokine receptor activity; C-C chemokine binding. Bases 226 to 1335 code for a protein of 369 amino acids. Gene Ontology annotation, cellular component: membrane; external side of plasma membrane. Lineage: Eukaryota; Metazoa; Chordata; Actinopteri; Perciformes; Anarhichadidae.